This is a messenger RNA of Closterium sp. Yama58-4, 3156 nucleotides long. The record is from the annotation of a GenBank genome assembly. Lineage: Eukaryota; Viridiplantae; Streptophyta; Zygnematophyceae; Desmidiales; Closteriaceae.
AUGCAGCCCCAGCGACGUCCGCGUGAGUCCCUCACGCCCCAGCAGCUGCGUGAGUGGUACGCUAGUUGGGGUUGUAGGGGUGGCCGCGCUGCUACUGCUGCCACUACUGCUGCUGCUACUGCUGCUGCUGCUACUGGCGGUGGCCAGAUGCAGCUACACUGUCGUCCACGCGAGUCUCGCACGCCCCAGCAGCUUCGUGAGUGGUACGCUCAGAGUGGAGGGUCUCUCAUUUCUGUUCGCUGCUCUUACGUCAUUCGCACUGGUGCUCGGACUGGUCAGCCUUGCGGGACACCUAGUCACACGCAGUCCCGCUGCUUCGCCCGUCUGAGCGACGCCUGGCGUACCGAGUUUGGCGACGGGGCUGAGCUCCCCGACUGGGUGGAGCUACUUAGGCAGAGAGUAGAUAUAUUUGCUCUUGACUAUGAUGCUAUUCUCACUGCCAUGUAUGCAUUGCCUACUAGUGUUGACCGUGCCUGUUACCUGUGUGUGCCGCCUGACCCAGGUAUAGCGCCUGCUGCUCUAGGUACUGGUGAGGCUGCUGCUCUAGGUGCUACUGCGUCUCCUGCUCUCGGUGCUGGUGAGGCUGCUGCUCUCGGUGCUACUGCGUCUUCUGCUCUAGGUGCUGGUGAGGCUGCUGCUCCAGGUCCUGGUGAGUCUGCCCUCUCUGGUUCUUCGCCUGCUGCGACCCUGCACACCUUCACCCUUGACUCAGGAGCUUCCCGCUCCUUCUUUCGCGACUGCACCACACUUACGCCGCUUAGUCGGCCGGUUGCAGUCUCCCUGGCAGACCCCUCUAGGGGUCCAGUCCUUGCCCACUACUCCACGGUUCUGCCGUGUCUGGCCGCCCCGUCUAGCUUGCUGUCAGGUCUCUACCUCCCCUCGUUCUCUACGAACCUGGUGAGUGGAGCUGACCUCCAGGAUGGGGGGGUUGACCAGUUCACUCCUGCGCGUCAGCGGGUGACUCACUGUACGUGUGCUCGGACGGGCCGACACCUGGCCACUUUCACCCGUGAGCCUGGCUCGAGCCUGUACACCCUGACCACUGAGUCCCCUCAGGUAGCUGCGUCUGCGUCUGCGUCAGGUCAGCUGUCGGCCCCCUGCUUGUGUCGCGCCUUGUCGCACGAGACCCUCCUUUGGCACCACCGCCUUGGUCACCCUUCGGUGCAGCGCCUUCGCAGCAUGCACCGUCGUGUCCUUGUCUCUGGUCUUCCCAGGGUUCUCCCUCCCCUCCCACCCUCGCCUGCUCCUCCCUGUCUUCCCUGUGUCGAGGGGCGGCAGCGCGCCGCUCCUCACUCCUCGUUCCCUCCCACAGAGGCUCCCUUGCAGACUCUCCACUUGGACGUGUGGGGCCCAGCCCGCGUCCGUGGACAGGACCACGAGCGGUACUUCCUGCUGGUUGUCGACGACUACACGCGUUACACCACGGUCUUCCCCUUGCGCACCAAGGGUGAGGUCCCUGCUGUUUUGAUCCCCUGGAUCCGCGCUGCUCGUCUCCAGCUCCGCCGGCGGUUCGGGACAGAGUUUCCCGUCCUGCGUCUGCACUCUAACAGAGGUGGUGAGUUUUCCUCCGACCUCUUGGCGGCCUACUGUGCGGAGCACGGCAUCACCCAGUCGUUCACGCUUCCGGCCUCUCCGCAGCAGAAUGGGGUUGCUGAGCGCCGCAUUGGCUUGGUCAUGGAGGUCGCUCGUACCUCCAUGGUCCAUGCGGCUGCCCCCCAUUUUCUGUGGCCGUUUGCGGUCCGGUACGCCGCGCAUCAGCUCAACCUCUGGCCCCGUGUCUCCUUGCCGGAGACCUCGCCCACACUGCUGUGGACGGGGGAGGUUGGCGAUGCGUCGCGUUUCCGGGUCUGGGGUUCUCGUGCCUUUGUCCGCGAUACCACCGCGGACAAGCUCUCCGCCCGCGCUGUCCCCUGUGUCUUCCUUGGCUUUGUCCCUGACGCGCCUGGUUGGCAGUUUUACCACCCCACCUCGCGCCGUGUCUUUGCGUCUCAGGACGUCACGUUCGACGAGUCGGUUCCCUUUUACCGUCUCUUCCCCUACCGCACUGCCCCGCUCCCCCCCCCGCCGCUCUUCCUCGCUCCAGGUGCUAUCCAGGUAGACCCCCUCCCCGCUCCCGGUCCUGCUCCUUCAGGUGUGUCUCAGGUAGACCCUCCUCCUUUGCCUCCGCCGGUUGAGGUCACUGGUGACUCAGGUCCUGCUUGGGGUGCUGCUUCUGGGGGUGCUGAGCCUGGGGACGUUGAGCCUGGGGGUGCGGAGCCUGGGGGUGCGGAGCCUGGGGGUGCGGAGCCUGGGUGUGCAGAGUCUGGAGGUGCUGAGCCUGGAGGUUCUGAGUCUGGGAGAGCUGCGCCUGGGGGCACUGUGGGGUCUGGUGAGAGGUCCCCCUGGAGCGGCCGUCUCCGCAGUCGCUCCGCUGGUGCUUCGCCGCUGCACCCUAGUCGUCGACCCCCUCUCUCCCCACAGCAGCUGCGUGAGUGGUACGCUGCUCGUCAGGGUCGCGCUGCUAGAGCUAGGGGCCCUACUGCGGGAGGCGCUGGCGCUGGUGCCUCUACUACUGGAGUCGUUUCUACUGGAGGUUCUGGAGCUACUGAGGGUGCUGGCGCUGGAGGUUCUGGAGCUGGUGCUGGUGCUGGAGGUUCUGGAGCUGGUGCUGGUGCUGGAGCUGCUGCGGGUGCUGGCGCUGAGGGUUCUGAGUCUGCUGCUGUGCGGUCUCCGUGGAGUGGCCGCCUUCGUCCGCGUGUGCCUCUCACCUCACAGCAGCUGCACGACUGGUACGGUCGCCGUCAGGGUCGCGCUGCUGGAGCCCGGGGCUCUGCUGCUGGAGGUACUUCUGCUGACGUCCCUGGAGCUGGGCGUGGUGCUGGUCCUUUGUCUACUGGAGGUGCUGGAGUCGCUGGUCCCGGAGGUGCUCGUACUGGAGGUACUGGAGCUGCUGGGGCUGGAGGUGCUGGUUCUGGGGGUGCUGCUGCUGGAGACGUGGAGGCUGGAGACCCUGGGACUGGAGGUGCUGGUUCUGGGGGUGCUGCUGCUGGAGGCACUGGGGUUGGAGACCCUGGGCCUGGAGGUGUCGGUUCUGGGGCUGGAGCUUCUGGAGCUGCUGGAGGUGCUGGAGCUGCUGGAGCCUGGCUCACCACUGCCUGCUCCUUCUCCUUACACUGA